CUACUCUAUGUACAUCAGGAGUGGAGUGUGCCGAACGAUAUAUCGAUAAGGGCAGGGGGUUCCCUCAAGGACAUCCGCGAAGUACUGCCUCGUUUUUCGGUAGGGGUUCCCCCGCAGGUGUGACUAUAUUGUUUGAACAUUUUUUUUUUCUUCAAUCGUCGCUGGAAAUUUCGGAUUUAGUACUAUAAGUACUAAAAACCCUCAAGAUGAACUUUGCACCUUUCGGGGUACCUCUCUCGGCCGCCCUACCGGUCGCCACCCAAUUUUCCGCAGGGAAAAUUACCCAAAGUGUGACCACACCGAGUGGCCAAGUAGUCGGCGUCCUCCAAGGUGGCGAAAACGGCGUCCACUACAUCAGACCAUUCGAUGCGAGCGCGUUCGCGCAGACCCACCAGGCCCCCGGGAGUCCCACCGGGGCUCAACAGGGCCAAACUGUGAUCAGCCUCCCCAUCACGAUGCCCGGGGCGAAACCGGGCGAUCCACAGCAAACGGUGCAAAUUCAGGUGGUCAAUCCGGCUCAACAGAACGAAGGAAACAGCCCAAAAUAUCAACUGUCACAGAUACCUAUCCAGACUUUCGGCCAGGGAGCCACUGUUUUAACGGUCGCGUAUAGUGGGAAUCAGGAAGGUUUACAAAUACUUGACGGACAAAGCGGCUUGGAAGGUAUGACCGUUGUGGCAGCUAUACAGCCUCAAGAUAUCCAAAUCAUACAAGCCCAACUUGAACAGCAACAGCAGCAACAACAACAGCAGCAAGUUCAAGAGCAGAAAGAGGAGAACGACAAGGCGGGAGAUACUCAGCUAAGAUGUAAAGAUGGUGCUGAGGUACAACAACAGACCAACGAGCCGGAAGCGAUCCACGUGCCGGCGCAGUACCUUCAAAACAUGAACACGUUACAGGAAUAUCUGCAAAAGGUUCAAACGGCCCAACCUUUACCGUUGACCUCCUUGCAUCAGUUUUUAAAGUUUAAUGGCGCGCCAGAAAUCAAAAGGGAAUUAAUUACCGAAGAUGGGGUACUGGAGGCCGUUAGUAUAGCGAAUCCGGAAGAACAAUACCAUUUACAGGAACAAUUGAUAAUGAACAGCGUGACAACGGAAAUGGCGACACAGGAGGACGGUCAGGAGGAUCCGAACGAAAAGGGAAAGAAGAAGAAGAAAUCGAAAAAGAAACCGCCUAAACCGAAAAAGCCCAAGCCUGGACAGGUGCAUAUAGCGACAGCACUGGACGGCACGACCCUCUUUUGUUGCCCGGAAUGUCACAUGGCGUAUCCCGAAAAGGAGCUGUUGGAGCAGCACUUGGUGGGACACAAAAUCGAGCGACGUUUCAUCUGCGACAUCUGCGGGGCCGGCUUGAAACGCAAAGAGCACCUUGAGCGGCACAAACUGGGCCACAAUCCAGAGAGGCCCUUCGUCUGUUCCGUUUGUAUGAAAGGUUUCAAACGUAAAGAGCACCUCAAUCUCCACUUUGUGAUACACUCGGGGGAGAAAACGGAAAUUUGCGGCGAAUGCGGCAAAGGAUUUUACCGAAAGGAUCAUUUGAGGAAACAUCUACGAAGUCACAUCACGAGGAGAGCGAAGGAGCAAGCGGAAAUGGCACAGGCGAUAUUAAAAGCGGGCGGUACGCAGGAAGACGUCGAAAACGAACUGAACAAUAUGUCUAACGGGAUCGCCCAUGCGCAGGUCACCAUCGAGGUGGGAACUGGGGGUCCGAACGGUCAAAUCCAGAUACCCGUGCAGAUCCAAGUGCCGCAACACACGAUACAGCUGUCGAACACGGACGAAGACGGGCAACAGCAGCAACAGGCGAGCACCGUGGUGCUACCGGCCGCCCCCGAAAGUAUCUCUAUUUUGCCGAAUUAAUUUUAGUAAUUUAGCUAGUUAAACAGUUUCGUUGAUAAAUUGAGAUAAUCUAUGACAAGGAAAGGGUAUGUUGGAGUUGAGCACUCUUAUGUUAAUUUUUAGUUUACUUUCACCCCGUAUUUAAAAUACCUUUCUUAAUUUUAUGAAAUUUCUUUGCUUUAUGUGAACAUUCCAAAUAGCUUUAAAGCAAAAAGGUGUUUACAUAUACGUCCUGGAUAAUAAGAAAAUCAUUAGCAAGGUGAUAACAAAUUUAUAAAAUACCUGGAAUAAGAAAUAGUCGAAAAUUACAGGUUUGUUGUUUGGAGCUCUCGUUUUUCUAAUAAAACGAAGUAAUUAAAUAUCGAACAACCUAAAGAAAAAAUGCGGAAAGACGCGAUUAUUUCUGAAUCAGAGUUAUAUAAAACGGAUUGUUAAAAAAAAAUUAUAUUAGGUGAUUUCGUAAUCUAAAGUAGACUUAUCUGUCACACAUAUCGAUCUUAUAAGCAUACAACAACACUGCCACUUUGAAAUACUUUUUUUUUAAUUAGUUAAAGUGUUUGUAUGGUAGAACGGCUAAGAUCUACUAAGCGUUAAUAAUACUACUAGCGAACCGUCAACUUCAUAAAAGAAAAAGGAUAAUUUUAUAUAAAUGAUUUUUAUUAAAACAUUUUUCUUAUAUCUUUAAUUGAAAGAACUCGUCCAUUAUUUCAAAGAGACGUACGUAACUAGAGAAAAAAUUAAAAACUUUAAGUCGCAGUCUCAAAACAUCUUUUUAUGCGUCACUCAGGUUACAUGUUUCGGUAAUAAAGCACCAUCAGACCUUAUAGCUAGAUGAUCUGCUACGUACAAUACGUUAUAUCUUUAAUACACUUAGUUUGUUAAUACACACUUUGUUGCCAAAAAUGCUAGUUGGGGGCGCCGUUUGAUAGGUUUUAUCUGGCAAUAACUUCCAAUAUAAACCCGUCUCAUCUGCAUUAUAAAUUUGAUCUUCGCUAAGAUUAAGCUGCUUCAUCUUUUUUCUUAAGCCUUCAAUAAAGGGAUUUACAAGGUGAGGCUGCGAGGACAACUUUUCACCUGUAAUUUUUUACCAUAUCGCCAUUUAAAUUUUGAAGUCAGCCUUUAUCGUUGAGUUUUAAUUUUCUAUGUAAAUCUAGAGCAUUUUUCUUUAAGCAUAUCACCUGUAACUGGCAAAUUUCAUUCACGCUGUUUGGUAAACCAUUUAUACAGCAAAGUUUCCAUCUUGGGGUUUUCUGCACUUUUUAAAGUACAUUUUUUUAUUUUAUUAGGUCUUAAACUCUCUCCAACAACUUUUAGAAUUUUUUCUUCUUUAUUUUUAAUUGCACAAAUAGUUGAUUUUGCUUUUUGAUAUUUCUUUGCUAGUGCAGUAACACUCAUACCAUUUUUGUGCUCUUCCAAAAUUUUCGAUUUCUCAUAAAGAGUCAAACACUUCUUUAAUUAAUUUUAACCAUUUUAAAAGGCCACUGCGCAAGAUGCGACACUCUCUCUUAUCUAAUAAACAUCAACUAAAUGACCAAACAACGUUUCAAAUGCGUAAGCCCAAUAUCCACUAACAAGGCUAGACAUGUCUACACAGGAUUACUAAAGAUUUCUUAAAAUUCACAUUAUCGAAAUAUGGGUUUGUUCACACUAUAGAAUUAACAUAGAAAAAUAUUGGUGUUCACAUUAAUGAGUUGUUGUACCGCGAGUAUACUGUAUUUACAUUUGAUGUCAAAAUAUGCCCGAUUCAAAUAGAGAAUCGACGUAUCCGAGGAUUGUUUCAAAAAACAAAAUAAACCACUUUUUAUAGAAUUUAUGCAUCAUUACUAAAUCACAAUUUUGUAUAUAAUGAUGUAAGCCUAGUAUAAGAUUUCGUACAACGCAAUUCUUUUUACAAUACUCGAAAAUUGAAAUUAAUUAAAAACCACUAUUAAAAUUUUAUUUCACAAAAGAGUAAUACGAGCCCUAACAACUAUAUGUUGGAACAAGCAGUUAUUUUGAAAUAAAAUGCCCAUUUACCGAACAUAUUUUAUUAAAUUUUUUUUUAAUCAUAAAUAUGAAAUAAACAAGCUUUUUUAUAAUGUUUAAUAUUAUUUUUAUAAUUUAUUUAUAUAUUUUAAGUUAUUUAAUUACUUGGUAAAUAAUUGAAAAAUGCUGACAACUAAAUAUUGGAACAAGUGAGUUUUAAAAAAGGAAAAUACAAAUUAGUAAGGUGUAACGUCGCCCUUAGCUUGAAUAACAGCCUGAACUCCAUGGGGCAUUGUACCAACUAGACCUUCACAAAAUUCAGGGGUGAAACUAUCCCAUAUUUCCUGUAGUUUAGCACGUAGUUGUGGCAAAGUACGCUGCGGACUAUUUCUUAGGCGUUGCUUCAUUUUGUGCCAAAGUGUUUCGAUUGGAUUGAGAUCCGGGCUGCUAGAGGGGUGUGACAAAACUUUAAUAUUAUGUUCCCCCAUCCAUUUUUUGGUAGAUUUAGCAGUAUGACAUGAGGCACCGUCCUGUUGAAAGAUAAAAUCUCCAGAUGGAUAUAAAUUUGCUGCACUUGGUAAAAGCGAAUGUUCGAGAAUGUCUUGAUAUUUUUCUGCAUUUACUAUGCCAUCAAUAAAGUGUAACGUUCCCAACCCUUUAGCUGACAUACAACCCCACACCACGAUGCCCCGUGGAAACUUUACAGUACUUUUAAGAGAAUCCUUAUGGAAUGCUUCUGUUUUGUCCCGAAUCACACGCUUUCGAUAAUCUCCGACACAGACAUCAAAUUUGCUUUCGUCGCUAUAAAUAACUUUGCUCCAAUUUUCUUUGGUCCACGAGAGUUUUGAUUUGGCCCAAAUGUAACGAUUCCUUUUUUGAGUCUCCGUUAACAAUGGUUUUUCUUUGGCCUAGGCGAAAAACUUAGAAAAAUUAAAAUAAUAUAGCACAGAACAGCCUAUUAAACAUAACUUAUAAAAACUAAGACCGCCCUUGUGGAAAUAUUUGCGGCAGCAUUCUCUGGAAACAUUUAUCCCACUUUCUCUAUUCCACCUUGCAGUUACUUUUCGUAGAGUAUUUCUUCUUCACGACUUACAAAUUUUAAUCAAGUUCCUUACAUUUCUUUGAGGAACAACUUUUGGACGUCCUGAACUUUUGCCGCGAACACCAAUACUGGCAGUUUCACCAUAUUUUUUAAUUAUAUUAAAUAUAGUAGUUGUUGCAACAUUUAAUUUACUGGAGAUUUCUCGCAUUGUUUUCCCUUUAUGGUACUGCCGGAUAAUAAUUUCUCGUACUUUUAGAUCAGUAGGUUUUCCACGAGUCAUUAUUGUAUUUUACUCGUAAUAAAAAUGACAGUAAUUGAUUAUUAAUGGUCAAGUGACGCAUCAAAAUUUUUAUUGUUGACAACGCACUACUUACUUUUGUUUAUUCAAAGCCAUCUUCGCGUCAUGCUAAUAAAACUGGAAAAAUUUGAGCAAAAGCAACCCAUGUUCCAACAUUUAGUUGUCAACAUUUUUUGAUUAUCAAACAAUUAAAUAAAUAUUAUUUAACAUCAAAAUUUUAUUAAACCUUAAAAAUAAUUCUCUAAAAUAUAAAAAAUGUUAUUAAUUUAUUAUUUUUAAAUAAAAAAAAAAUUAAUUAAAAGAAUUACGGUAAACUGGAAUUUUAUUCGUAAAAUUACUACUUGUUCCAAUAUAUAGUUGUUAGGGCUCGUAUGGCAUAAAAAUAAGCCUCUAUAUGUUGUUUUUUUUUAUUUAAUUAAUUUCCAAGUUUCGAAUAUUAUAAAUCUUUCUAAUGAUGUAAGCUAGUAAACUAACAGAAACUUGUGCAGUGAAGAUGGCCCAAAAUAAAAGCUGAAACGUCGGCAUUUCUUCUGAAACAAUCAGUUUUUACUUGAUGACUUAAUUUUCGAAAUUUCAUCAUCCGCAUACUCUUUCCCAAACAAAACUUUAGAUUAGGUUCCUCAUAGUCUUGUGCCUGACAACAGAGUGUGGCUAACUUGGUUAUAAAGUGACGUAACAGUCGCCGAAUGCUUAAAAAACAAAAAUGGUCCCACUUUGUUGCACCGAUAAGGUUUUACUGUAUCAGCCUUAAAUUAUCGUUAAUUAAUUUGUACAUAAGAAUAUUUAUUGCUUUUUAUACAUACGACAAUAUUUAGAUACUUUAUUAAGGAUUAAUUAUUGAUUUAUAUUUUUGCUGUUCCGUCUAAAUAAGUUCAGUAUUACUUGAGGAAAUACAAGAGAGAUGCAAUAAAGAAAAAUAUAUAUAAAAUGUGAUAUAAGGAAUCCCGUUUAAGAUUAUAUUUUUUUAUAAAGCAGUUUUCCCCCGCGAUAUGUACAUUAUUAUAAACGUUCGUUUAUUUAUUUAAAAAUAAUUGUACAAAGUUGAGGGUAUAUUGUACAAAGUGUUUUUUGGGUCAUAAAUUGUACAUAUUUUUUGACUGUACGAAAACGACCAAUCUUUGAAUCUAGUACCAAAAAUCAUAUUUUUGGCCUUUUCGGAAUAUUCUGUAUAAAUUUGUAUAAAAGAAUAACUCUAUUAUUAAUUAUUAAUUUAUCACUUUUUUAAUAAACAUUAUUUUUAUCGAUUAGGAAUAUGAUUAUUUUCUUUUGUUGUUUUAUUUAGGGGCUUGCUUCGAAAUGAGAUUAGUUUUAGGUUUUUAUACAUUUUAUCCCAUAAAAAUGGACUCUAAAUGAUUAAAAAAAAAAUUAAAAUUA
Molecule: messenger RNA, 6517 nt
Organism: Anthonomus grandis grandis
Lineage: Eukaryota; Metazoa; Arthropoda; Insecta; Coleoptera; Curculionidae
Product: zinc finger and BTB domain-containing protein 49-like
Exons: 7
Coding region: 207-1859 (550 amino acids)
Biological process (GO): regulation of transcription by RNA polymerase II
Cellular component (GO): nucleus
Molecular function (GO): RNA polymerase II cis-regulatory region sequence-specific DNA binding; DNA-binding transcription factor activity, RNA polymerase II-specific
Source: RefSeq, a predicted model, not a curated record